Laetiporus sulphureus 93-53 is the source of this 2885-nucleotide messenger RNA. Its product is annotated as Dihydropteroate synthase. Gene Ontology annotation, molecular function: 2-amino-4-hydroxy-6-hydroxymethyldihydropteridine diphosphokinase activity; dihydroneopterin aldolase activity; dihydropteroate synthase activity. The record is from RefSeq and is a predicted model, not a curated record. NCBI's taxonomy places the organism in Eukaryota, Fungi, Basidiomycota, Agaricomycetes, Polyporales, Laetiporaceae. Gene Ontology annotation, biological process: tetrahydrofolate biosynthetic process. Gene Ontology annotation, cellular component: mitochondrial envelope. The coding region runs from base 101 to 2725 and encodes 874 amino acids. The transcript is spliced from 5 exons.
GUUUCCAUGUUCUCCACUUUGCUGCCGGUUUUUCUCUGCGGCCACAAACAGGCGGAAGUCUGGUCUUUUCCGUUUGGGAGUAUCCUAUAGCAGUGCACAUAUGAGCCUGACGGGCAGCCAGGCCCGACAUGCAAAAAGCUACUGCACCAGCCCUUCAAUAGAGCUCAAAGAUGCGAUACGGAUCAAAGAUCUGACUCUGCUCGUUCCGUUCACUGAUGGUGCGCAAUGGCCAGCGGAGGAAAGCACGCUGCAGCCUGUCCGCAUCUCCCUUACGGUACCGCACGAUGUCAGACAGACAGCGACAACUGAUGACCUCUCCUCCUCGAUUGAUUACUCCGCUCUGCUCUCGUCUGUGCAUCAUGCUUGCUCCUCGUCUCCUGCGAACUCUCUCGAAAUUCUCUCUGACCGAAUAUUCCGGACUUGCUUUGAAACCCAUCCGGAGGUCGAGCGGUUGUGUUUGAAGGUUACCAGGCCGAAGGCGCUAUUGCAUGCUGACGCGGCUAGCAUCGAGUCGACGAGGACUAGGUCUGGCGUGCAAGAACUAGCAGUGCGGCUCACCAUCGAAAACCUGGAGUGUGAUACGAUCGUCGGUGUAAAUCCUGCCGAACGAGAGCAGAGGCAACGCGUGCGCUUCAAUGUUGCCUUGGACAAAAACCGGAAAGCCAACGCAUCAUUUAGCUUCCGCGAACUGACACAUAAACUGUCCGAGCAUAUAGCGGCCUCAUCCUAUUUCACACUCGAAGCAUUGGCCUCAUCUGUAGCACGCACAACUCUCAACUAUGUGGCAGACCCUGAGGCGUGUGUCACCGUCCGAGCGGGGAAGCCAAGCGCUCUCGCUCUAGCGGAGGCAGCCGAAGUGGAGAUCUCUCGCACACUAUUUGACUACCCCUACGAAUUCGCUACUGCAGUUCCGCAGUCUGCACAAGGUGCUACCUCCUCACAAGGGUCUACGAAUCUAUCUUCGCUUAUAGCUGCGCUUCCUGGACAAGGCGACACUGUCUCGUCGUUGACCCAUACCGCUGCGAUCGCGCUUGGGGCUAACCUUGGGGACCGCUUUUACAAUGUUGAGCUUGCUCUUCGCCUGCUGGAGGCGCCCUGCGGAGACCUUUCGCAGACGACCGGCAAGCCGAGGGCGGUGGUUGUGGAUACGAGUUUUAUGUACGAGACGGAGCCGAUGUACGUUACGGAUCAACCGAAGUUCAUCAAUUGUGCAUGUAUAAUCAAGACGGACAUGGCGCCGCUUGAGUUGCUCGGGUUUGUCAAGGAAAUUGAGAACACUGUCGGCAGAGUGACAUCGUUCAGGAACGGUCCUCGAGCUAUCGACCUGGACAUCCUGAUGCAUGACUCGCUUGUUAUGGACUCGCGAGUGGAGUCGGAGAGAGGCACGCUGGACAACCUCGCUGGACAGCUCGUGGUGCCUCAUCCGCGCAUAGCGGAGCGCGAGUUCGUCUUGCGACCUCUCAACGACAUGAUACCUGACUACAUUCAUCCGGUAUCUGGAAAGUCCGUCCAAAACCUCCUCAAGCACCUUCUUAGACGGCAAGCUCCUAACGUAGAUCCCAUGCACAAGGUCAUGCCCUUCCCCCGCUACCCUCACUCUGCGGAGCCCGGAUCCCGACCUUCCUCCCCCGCACUCGAGAACAUACCUCCGGUGCCUCCUACUGCCACGUACUGGCGUUUUCCGCUACCUUCGAUGAAACCUCAUGGCGAGCGGAAGACGUAUAUCAUGGGGACGCUGAACGCCACGCCAGACUCAUUCUCUGAUGGAUCCGUGCAUAAUACCAUUCCUGCUGCCCUUGCGUAUGCGAUCUCCUCUGUAGUGGCUGGUGCAGAUAUCAUCGAUGUGGGUGGCUACUCCACGCGUCCGCGGGCAGAAUAUGUCUCACCAGAAGAGGAGCUCUCACGCGUCGUUCCAGUGAUUCAAGCUAUCAGAGGUAUCGGUCAAGAUUCCAAGACGGACGCAGGACAAGGCGUUCCUGAGGGUUUAUCUCAAGCGAUGAAGGGUGCGGUCGCCGAAGUCCCCAUCAGCGUAGACACAUUCCGCGCGGAUGUAGCAUCCGCGGCGAUACUGGAGGGGGCGAACUGCAUCAACGACGUCCAUGCGUUCACCGGUCCUGACUACCCGCUGACCUCAUCUUCCGCCGAACACUUCCUCGACAUGCGCGCUGUAGCGCGGAACCUCGCAGUGCCCGUAGUCCUGAUGCACUCUCGCGGAGAAGCAUCUGCGAACAAGGAUUACUCGGCCUACGACUAUGCCGCAGACGAGGAGGGGCGCGGGGCCGUCCUGGAAGGCGUUCGAGUGGAGCUGUGCGCGAAGGUCGAGGCAGCGGUGAAGGGACCUGGUGGCAUCCGUCGAUGGUUCGUGAUCCUCGACCCAGGCGUCGGCUUUAGCAAGACUGUUGAGGGAAAUUUGGAGGUGCUCAGAAAUGCAGCGACCCUAACCACUGAAUAUCUUCCAAGUUAUCCUCGUUCCCGGAGGAGGAACACACUGGCUGGCUACCCGCAAUUGAUCGGUGCCUCGAGAAAGUCAUUCUUGGGAGCCAUCCUGGCGAAGUCUGACCCCAAUGGCAGCUACAAGGGUAGGGAGACGAGGCCGGACGAGAGAGGGUGGGCGACUGCGGCUGCUGUGAGCUGUGCAGUUCAGCAACGAGCUGCAGUGGUGCGUGUGCACGACGUGCUCGAGUUGGGUGACGUCGUGAGGAUCUGUUCCGCGCUUUGGGCUUGAUGUUGAGCGUUCAUUCAUACAGUACGUAUGCGAGUGCCCCUGCGCCGGGCUUGUCAAAUAUGUAUAUGUGCAUUCGAGUCGCUGUUAUCCUUAGCGUCGUCGGAGACGAGUGAUCUCCCAAACUAUCCAAGCAACUCGAUCUGUAUGUAGUUGAACUUAG